AUGAUUUUACGACAGUGCCGCAAAACCCCCAGUGUGAAUGACGUGUUGCGAGAAACAUUUCAUAACAUAAGUGACGCAAAAAACACUGACGCUACGAUAAACCAAAAUAUAUAAAUAAUAUGUAAUAUAAUUAUAUCACAGUUAUACAAUGGUAUAAUGGUACAAUGGUAUAACUGUAUAAAGUGGUUUAGUUUAAAGAUUAAGAAAUUUAAACGUCAACAAGCGCCGUGGCACCGUUGUCAUAGCAACGGUGUCAUAGCAACGUACACAAAACCCACUUUCAGUUCUUUUCAUAUCCAAAGCAACUUUAGGAAGUCUUGUAAUAAAGAUUAAAAAGUGUGCGUUUAUUUUCUGAAGACGUUUUAUACAGAGAAAGCGAGCUAAUCUCCGCUAAUCAGGGCCUCGGGAGGUUCCGCAGCGCCUCCUGCUGGUCACACUGCACCAGCGGCACCUGGUCCGCGAAACAAAAUGGCCGCCGCGAGCAGGAAGAGGCUUGUGUGUCCGGAAGCUCAGCGCAUCAUCAGCGUGCUGGACGAGUGCGUGCGUAAGAUAGACGUGUUGUCGCUUCUGCCGUGUGAGCUGGUGCGUCCUGAGCGCGUCUCUCAGGAGCUCGGAGACGCGGCGGUGGAGUCGCUCAGAGAACACCUGCGGCUGUCCGAGGAGUAUCGCUCGCUGCAGAACACGGACACGAGGAGAGACGAGGCGAUCACACGAGCCCUGCAGGACUCGCUGAGGAACUUCCUGCGCCAUGUGAGGCCUCACAAAGAGGCGGAGUCGGUGAAGGCAGCGCUCCAAGGGGCGGGGCCAAUCAUCGAGGAGGACCAGAAGGCUGUGCAGGAACUGGGGGCGGGGCUACGGGAGCUCAGAGACGUGCUAAUGGAGCGGCUGAUGACCACGCCCCGAGAGGAACGGGAACGCAGGAGACACGGCCAGGAAGUGAGACAGAGACAACAACGUAACGCAGAGUUCCUUCACACGCUGGAGCAGGAAGUGAACGCGGCGAAAAACCACCGAGACAAAGUGAUCAGUAAGAAGGAUGGAGAGAUCCGGUGUAUGAAAGAUUCCCUCUGUCAGAUGGAGAGAGUGUGGGAGGAGUUUUUGCAGCAGGCGCAGAAAAAGGCGGAGCAGCAGCACCAAUCAGAUCAGAAGAACUCGGAGAUGAAACUCCUCCGCCUCCAGGAAGAAGCCAAUCAGCUGCGAGCUCAGCUCGACCACCUCACCACGCAGCACAGAGAGAGAGAGGCGACGCUGCGCAAGAAGAACGACAAGGUGGAGACUGAGAUUGAAAACUGGAUUCAGAAGUACGAUAUGGAAAUGGAAGAGAAACAGGAGAAGCUGGAGCGUCUGAUGCAGACGUACGAGGAGGAGCGGGCGGAGCUGCUCCAGCUGCAGGAACACUACGCCGUGUUGGAGCUCGAGCACUCGCAGAUCAUGGAGGAGAGACGGAGAGAGCGCGAGCGACGAGAGGAGGAGGAAAGAGAGAGAGAGGCGAAGAGUCGAGCCGCCGUCGUCAUCCAGGCGUUCUGGAGAGGAUGGAGAGUCCGCAAGGCCAUGAAGAACAGAACCAAGGGCAAGAAGGGCAAGAAGGGCAAGAAGGGCAAAGGGAAGAAGGGCAAGUGAAGAAGAAGACGACGCACAGAGAUUUUAAAUAUUUAUUACACCACAGCGCUGCUCAAAUCUGCGACCUGAUUGGUCAGAAGGGGUUCUUCAGGUCACAUGACAAGCUGCAUUAUUUUUUUUUUUUGGUUUGUUUGUUUUAUUAACUUUAAGAGUGAGGGAACGACUGUUUAUAGCUGCUAUAACAUAAGUGAAAAGACGUUCCACAGCAUUAAACGUAAUCAGAAACGGAUAAAAA
Molecule: messenger RNA, 1855 nt
Organism: Pangasianodon hypophthalmus (striped catfish)
Lineage: Eukaryota; Metazoa; Chordata; Actinopteri; Siluriformes; Pangasiidae
Gene: drc10
Product: IQ motif containing D
Exons: 5
Coding region: 469-1620 (383 amino acids)
Molecular function (GO): protein binding
Source: RefSeq, a predicted model, not a curated record